Messenger RNA from Condylura cristata (star-nosed mole), 3808 nucleotides. It is a transcript of the gene EML1, whose product is annotated as echinoderm microtubule associated protein like 1. Lineage: Eukaryota; Metazoa; Chordata; Mammalia; Eulipotyphla; Talpidae. Gene Ontology annotation, molecular function: microtubule binding. Gene Ontology annotation, biological process: microtubule cytoskeleton organization. Gene Ontology annotation, cellular component: mitotic spindle. The coding region runs from base 1 to 2814 and encodes 937 amino acids. The record is from RefSeq and is a predicted model, not a curated record. The transcript is spliced from 22 exons.
AUGCCCGCCCUCGUGGGUAUCCGUGUCUCACGUGCCCGCACAGACAGCUCCCUCAUCACAGAGCUGCAGACGGGAAGCGUGCCAGGCCUGGGUCGUGCGGGCAAGACCCCUGUGCCUGAGGGCAUCCCAAGACCCCUGGUACAGACCUUGCCUUUGAGAACCACCGUCAACAAUGGCACCGUGCUACCAAAGAAACCCGGUGGCUCUCUCCCGUCCCCCUCCGGGGCCAAGACCGCCGUGCCAGCAGCAACCAAAAGCACCAUCAAGGGCACCGGCUCUUCGGAACGUGUCUCCCCUGGAGCGCGGAGGGAAAGCUACGCGGACCCCAAAGGCAACAGGGCCCGCACGGGCUCCGCCAGCAGCUCCUCCAGCGGCAAGAAGAACAGUGAGAGCAAGCCCAAGGAGCCCAUCUUCAGCGCAGCCCUUCAGUCUCCGAAAUCACAAGGGAAACGCCGGGUGACGCACUGCAAAGAAGAAGGUUAUGUAAAAAUGUUUCUCCGCGGACGCCCAGUCACCAUGUACAUGCCCAAAGAGCAGGUGGAUUCCUACAGCCUGGAAGCGAAGGUGGAACUGCCCACCAGGAGACUGAAGCUGGAAUGGGUUUACGGGUACCGGGGCCGGGACUGCCGCAACAAUCUGCACCUGCUGCCCACGGGCGAGACCGUGUACUUCAUCGCGUCGGUGGUGGUGCUGUUCAACGUGGAGGAGCAGCUGCAGCGGCACUAUACCGGCCACAACGACGACGUGAAGUGCCUGGCGGUUCAUCCCGACAGGAUCACAAUAGCAACCGGACAAGUCGCAGGCACGUCCAAGGAUGGAAAACAGCUCCUCCCGCACGUCCGCGUCUGGGAUUCUGUCACCCUGAACACGCUGCACGUCAUCGGAACCGGGUUUUUUGACCGAGCCGUCACCUGCAUCUCGUUCUCAAAAUCUAACGGAGGGAGCCACCUGUGCGCAGUGGAUGACUCCAACGACCACGUGCUGUCCGUGUGGGACUGGCAGAAAGAGGAACGGCUGGCGGACGUGAAGUGCUCGAACGAAGCUGUGUUCGCUGCAGACUUCCACCCCACAGACACCAACAUCAUCGUCACCUGCGGAAAAUCGCACCUCUACUUUUGGACACUAGAAGGCAGCGCGCUCAUCAAGAAGCAAGGGUUAUUCGAGAAGCAAGAAAAGCCAAAGUUUGUUCUGUGCGUGACGUUUUCAGAAAAUGGUGACACCAUCACUGGAGAUUCAAGUGGCAACAUCCUGGUGUGGGGGAAAGGUAACACGGGACGGCACCAAAGCAACCUGACGGGGGUGCCGAGGCGGCUUCCGUCAGCAGUGUCCAUUCGCGUGGGGUUGGGGUCACCGUCCGGUCCAGAUCACACACAGUGCAGAGAGAACGUGCACCCUCUGGCCAAGGACACGUGCUUUAUUCUGUAUGUGCUCAACCACCUCACACUGGCUGAUUCCUCAAGGUGGAUGAGGCGUUUGGAGCCUAUUCCGGAACAGUUCGGUCCCAUCCGGACGGUGGCUGAGGGCAAAGGGAACAUCAUCUUGGUCGGCACCACCAGGAACUCCGUUCUGCAGGGCACGCUGUCGGGGGACUUUGCCCCCAUUACUCAGGGUCACACUGACGAGCUCUGGGGACUGGCCAUCCACGCCUCGAAACCCCAGUUCUUGACCUGUGGGCAUGACAGGCAUGCCACUCUCUGGGAUGCAGCGAGGCACCGGCCCGUCUGGGACAAAGUCAUAGAGGAUCCAGCUCAGUCUUCUGGUUUUCAUCCUUCAGGGUCUGUGGUUGCAGUCGGAACACUGACCGGGAGGUGGUUCGUGUUGGACACCGAGACGACGGACCUGGUCACUGUGCACACGGACGGCAGCGAGCAGCUCUCGGUCAUACGCUACUCUCCAGAUGGGAAUUUCCUGGCAAUCGGCUCCCACGACAACUGCAUCUACAUCUAUGCGGUCAGUGACAGCGGCAGGAAGUAUACCCGGGUCGGCAGGUGCUCGGGCCAUUCCAGCUUCAUCACUCACCUGGACUGGUCUGUAAACUCAGAAUUCCUCGUGUCAAAUUCCGGAGACUACGAAAUCCUUUACUCUGUCCGUGGAGUGAAGCACCCUCUGCGCUCUGCAAGCAGCGCCUUCCGCCAGCGCGCACCUGGGCCUACCGCUUGGCGAGCUCUCCUGGCGUGCAAUGGUUUCUUUCAUCUUGUUGGAAAAGAAAAGGGGCCUCGCAGGGAGCUGGGGCUCACGCUCAGGGGGCCCUGCCGGUGCUACUGGGUUAACAUCGUGAAGGUUCACUACCCGGUGGCAUCUGAAGAGCGGCAUCAACAAGGAGCCUCAGAAACGGUGGGCAGAGCCUGCCUGUGUUCCGCUCUGUGCCACGGGUUCGCUGGGGCUGCCUGGAGCGGCCAUGCAGGGAGAGGCCGGAGCCAGGACAAAGCCUUGCUCGGCUUCUGGCUUCCAACCCAGACUCUGGGCAGCUGCACUUGCCCAGAGCUCGACCACCCGUCCGCACGGUGUGGCCCCUGCUUCGGGCACACCCAGGGCCCUGUCCGUGUGUCUGUUUCAGGAGUGUGGCCGGAAGGCUCAGACGGGACCGACAUCAACGCCGUCUGCCGGGCCCACGAGAAGAAGCUGCUGGCGACUGGCGACGACUUCGGCAAAGUGCACCUCUUCUCUUAUCCCUGCUGGCAGUUCCGGGCGCCCAGCCACGUCUACAGUGGGCACAGCAGCCACGUCACCAGCGUCGACUUCCUCUGUGACGACAGCCACCUCAUCUCCACGGGCGGGAAGGACACGAGCAUCAUGCAGUGGCGAGUCAUUUAGUCCUGGGCAGGAGCCCUGGAGCCGAGCAGGCCACAGCCGCGCACUGGCCUCUCGCUGUCACUGUGAUUUCGGUCUUGUUCGAAAGUUCUUACAAACCUCAGGAAAACUGGGCCCCUACCGGUUACCUUAGCUUAGCGCUCGGUGAGGCCUGCGGGACUGCCUGCAGGGCCCCCUCGGGGGAGGGGAAAUUCAUAAAACACAUUUCAGAGGAAAAGACGCCAAGGUUUACAUUGCAGUGACAUCAACAGAAGCGACUGGCGUGUCCCUAGUAACUUUUCUACGAACCCUUCAAAAACGGUCACAGGAUGCCUUUAAAACCCUGCGGCAGGCUCAGCUGUUGCGCGUCCGCUGGCGCAGACCCGGUUGCCGACGGCCGCCAGCACCCAGCUGCGGUCUGGGGCGCGCUGCCGGGGGCGGACGGGCGGACGGGCGGACGGGCGGGGGACGGGCCUCCCCGGCGGGCGGGAGCGCACGCUCCUGCGGCUUCCCGUGCGCCUGCCUCUGGGCUGAGCCGAUUCUUCUCCGCAUUAUCUGAAGCAUCGCAGCAGUGUAGACAGGCCCUUCAGAGUUUCAGCUGGACGGGCCUCGCCCGGCGGCCGCGCCCCCCGAACGCGUGGCCCCUCCACGCCCGCUGCGCGGCCGGGUGAGACGCAGCCACCCCUCUGUAUAUGAAUUGGCAUGAGACGGUGUUGUGCUUGUAUAGGAUGUUAGCGACUCGUAAUAAACGCGACAGCUAGGCUUUGCUCUUUACGCUCUUGGACACUAUCAUUUUGUAUCUUAAGACCAAGUAGACCAAGUCAACAAGCUCUCCUCGGUGUACCCCACACUGCAGCCUGGGCGUCGGAGGCUGGCGCCCUCGCCCCCCUUCCUGCCUGGCGCUGGGGCGCAAGCCCCCCCGAGCUGCUUUGCCUCCUGGGUGUGGGGUUGGAAGUGUUUACAUUGGGGGAUGUGGCCCAGGCCUGGAGGCAGAAGAGUGAUGGGCGAACUUAAAGAC